GAUACCAAAGACACGCACGCGCCCACGGCACCGGCGCUCCCGUGGCAAACUAAAUGGCUUCGCCUAAGACGACGCUGCUCGUAGCUGCAGCCGUGGCGGCCGUCGUCGGCGUGGCCGCUCUGCUCCCGGAGAUGGCGUGCGCGGCGACGUACAGGGUCGGGGACGACGCCGGCUGGAACACCGCGGUCGACUACGACGCCUGGGCCAGCGGCAAGAAGUUCAAGGUCGGCGACACGCUCGUGUUCCGGUACGACACGCCGAGCGAGAAGGACGUGGUGGUGGUGGACGCGCAGGGCUACGCCGAGUGCUCGGUGCCGGACAACGCGCGGCUGCUCAACUCCGGCGACGACCACGUGGUGCUGGAGCAGGCCGGGCAGUUCUUCUUCAUCUGCGACGCCGAGGGGGAGUGCGACUCCGGCAUGAAGCUCGCCGUCAACGUCCACUGAUCCAUCGGCUAAGCUAGCUGCUUAUCCGCCACGUCGACUUAGCCUAGAAAUCACCACUACGCUAGAUUAUUGCUGGUGGUCAAAACCGAUUUCUGCUGGCGGAUUCCGCACCCGCUAACAACUCACUGUCAGCACAAAUGUUCUUUGUGUUGCAGGUGCUUAGAUAGCCUGCCAACAAAGAUAUUUUUGGGAUAAUAAUAAAAAAAGCUGGUGUAGCCGCU
Messenger RNA from Setaria italica (foxtail millet), 667 nucleotides. Its product is annotated as basic blue protein. Gene Ontology annotation, molecular function: electron transfer activity. Gene Ontology annotation, cellular component: plasma membrane. The coding region runs from base 54 to 446 and encodes 130 amino acids. The transcript has 2 exons. The record is from RefSeq and is a predicted model, not a curated record. NCBI's taxonomy places the organism in Eukaryota, Viridiplantae, Streptophyta, Magnoliopsida, Poales, Poaceae.